This is a messenger RNA of Ochlerotatus camptorhynchus, 4499 nucleotides long. RefSeq names its product juvenile hormone esterase-like. NCBI's taxonomy places the organism in Eukaryota, Metazoa, Arthropoda, Insecta, Diptera, Culicidae. The record is from RefSeq and is a predicted model, not a curated record. Bases 2489 to 3745 code for a protein of 418 amino acids. The transcript has 2 exons.
UUUCAUCACCAAUCGAUAAGAAAUAUUUUUACACAUUAAUAUCAAUGAUUCCGACUGUUGGUUUUUACCAAUAUAUCAUUGAAAAAGUGGUAUAUGUCAAGUAUUGUCUGCCUACACGUCAUCAUCAUCUUCCAAAGGCUUUAAGCCUGUACUACCAUCGACCCUUUUCAGGACCACCCAGAUUUUCCAAAACAGUUAAAUUUCUAAACAUGUCCCAACUAAAAUUCAUAUCAAAAGUUUCUUUUCAGGGGCAAUCAUAGUCAUACUAAAUAAUAUAAACAGAGAGAGCUCCGCUCAAAUUCCUACUUUGACCACCAUAAUUUCUUUAACAUAAAAUGAUUGACCAAAAAAUAUGAAGAAACUUUCCCGAAGAUAGUAUACACCUAAAACUGACAGUUUGGGCGCAAACAUUUUUGUCUUCCUAAAUUCGAAUUUGGGACUAUUGUGCACUGCCCUCUGUUAACAAUUAACGGAACUAAGUGUACGUGUAAUUUCCUAUAGAUGUCACCAUAAAUACCAGCAGUGAUAUCUGAAAUAAAACUAACGCAUGAGCAUGAUAACAUGAUUAAUUAUUAACUCUCGUGGAAGGAGACGCCUGAAUUUAAGGUGGGCGCCCCGCUCAUAUGAACAUUCAGCGAGUUAUCAGCUCUAAAUUUACCGUGUCAACACUUAUUCAUUCCAAGAUAUUCAGCUAUAUCGAAUGGUUGACGAAACCAGUGAUGCAAAAUAUCAUGACACUCACGUGACACUCGUCUUCGCAUCAACCGACUAUCGCUGACAGAUCGUUUUGUCACGCAGUGAGAGUUAGAGCCAUGGCAAACAACAAUCACCAGUAAUGGUCGCUGCUCACAAGCAAAACGUUACACUCGCUGCUGAUGAUGAAAAGCACAACGAAAACAAUGAAGACUUCUGCAGUACGAUCAUGAGAAAAAGCGAAACGACAGAAGAAAAUGAAAACAAUGCCUACGCAUUCCAAGUUCGUCUCGGCAGGCGUGACUGUGUGAGUUACAAACAAAGCAGGCAACAUUAAACGGAAGCUGUUGGGCUCACUCACCAACACGCUCACAUAAGCAAGCAAAGCAGCAACUGCUUCAAAACGAGCACAGAUGAGUGUCGUGAUUGUCGGGAAUGACCAGAUCGGUGAUGGAUCACAACAGAAGACGACAUUCACCAGUUGCUUUUUACUUCUUUCGUCAACUUGAUGGAUGGUCAUGGAGAGAGCUUCGACGAGCACAUUGAUAGGAAUGUACAAAGCGUUACUACCAUCAGCUGUUUGACGAUCGUGAUUGUGAUAGGUCGCAACUCUGGACGAAACACAGUAUCAAUCAAAUGGGAUUAGUUGGAGUGACUCGUUCAAAAAAUCUUAAAGCUGAACAAGUAAUGUUUGGUACAGAUAUGACAAUUACAGGACUCCUGAACAUCUCUUGGCUGCACAGAUGUCACCCUAAUUAAUUACUUAAUACCAUCUCAUCAUCCACCGAGCUUUGACACUCUUACACGCCUUUCUGACACUUUCACAUUUGUGUACCAUUCAGAAUUUCUUUAGUUCCUUCAAUAUGCAGUCAGAUAGAGUUAUUUAUGCUAAGCAGUGUUGCCAGGAAUUCUGUUAAAAAUUUCCCCAUACUCAAUGCGGAAUAAUUUUUACAGCGAAAACGCACAGAUUUGCGGUCUUCAGCAAAGUUCUAUAUGAUUUACUCAAUCUUCAUUGCCAGUUUCGAUUAUAUUGCGCGAUGUAAGUUUAUUUUAUAUCGUAAUUAACAGUUUGUUAAAUUAAAAUUCAGGCGCAAAUCCAGAUCUAGAUUUAACUCUUCAAAGUUCAGACAGUUUUUAGAACCUUGUUGGCUCAGGCGUGAUACUUAUGAACAUGCCUCCUAGCAAGUUGUUUCUCAACUAAGCUGAACUCCAUCUACUAGACUAUAUAUAUCCACUUGAAGAUCUGCCGGACACAGCAGUAGGCAUCUACCUCAAUCUAUUCAAUUAACGCUAUUCUAAGUGAACAAAGCAUUCUGAAAUUGAGUGUAAAACUAUCUAAAAUUGCUUAAAAUAUGUUGCUCUAAAACAAGAAUUUGAGACAUGCAAUAACUACAGUUGAAGAUCACCCCAAGCAGACACUAAAUUGACUAAAUCACUCGAACUCCACUCAAUCGACGUUUUUAAUUUAAAAGCAAUCCACAGUCCAUUUUUUUCUUCAAUCAACCGGUUCUUGGUUCAAAUUUUUGCACAAGGGUCACAAUUGCACGCUAGUGCAUUUCCUUUCUCUACUGUCACCGAAUGUGGCACACUUUCCUUCUUUCGAAUUCUGGGAAUUCUUUCCGUGCUGGACCACUUUUGGAUUCCCUUUAAAUAUGACCCCGAAAAUGAAUGCCGCAUCAGUUGACUGGAAGUGCAGUCGCACCUUGGAAGACACAUUGUCAUCCUCAAAAUACCUACAGGUAAGUUUGGAAAUUCAACAGGCAUUUCAAUUGCGAUUGACCUAUAUAAUUUCAGGAUGAUCAAGCUUCGAUUGCUGAUGCCGAUUCUGGUGUUGAAUUCAAUUCAACCUGGCCGCACUAACAGUAGCACCCAGUGCUUGAUUUGGUGUAACUUUGGACCAGCCGUUCAAACUCCCGAUGGAUGCCUCUGUGGAAUCAAAAUGAACGGGCUGGAACGGGGGCCAUUUGACGCCUUCAUGGGAAUCCCAUUCGCAGAGCCUCCAGUUGGGCGGCUAAGGUUUUCUAACCCACUUCCAUUGGACCCCUGGGAGGGUUACCUCAACGUCAGCGCACCGAAACCAAUUUGCAUUCAAAAAUACGACUUCUAUCUGGGUGCAACUGUUCACGGUCAGGAGGAUUGCCUGUACUUGAAUGUCUACCGGCCAAAGUCCGCAAACGAUAAACCAUUACCGGUGAUGGUAUUCAUCCACGGAGGAGGCUACAUCGGUUUGAGUGCUCGUCCAUCGCUCUACGGGCCGGAGAAGUUCAUGGACAACCGAAAGGUCAUCCUGGUAACCAUUCAAUAUCGACUGGGAGCAUUAGGUUUCCUGUCGACCGAUGAUCGGUCGGCUCCGGGAAACUUUGGGCUCAAAGAUCAAGCAUUGGCACUCCAAUGGGUUCAACGCAGCAUCGGCAGCUUUGGCGGUGAUCCUCGAAAAGUUACCAUUUUUGGACAAGGUGCCGGAGCUUCCUCGGUGCAGUUUCAUAUGAUGAGCCCACUGAGCAAAGGGCUCUUUGCGAAGGCAAUCUCCCAAAGUGGGAGUGCAUUAUCUUACUGGAACGAGGCUUAUCCUGAUCAGCUAGGAUUGGCGCGACGACUAGCGCUUGCCACAGGAGUUGAUGAAGCUGAAAAUAUUAACUCGUGGCAGCUGGUCAAUGCACUACGGAAGGUAGAUGCCACACGACUCGUCAACAGCGUUGACGAACUUAAGAUUUGGCAUAACCAACCCAUCAUACUGUUUCGUCCGGUCGUGGAGAAAUACGUAGAUAAGGAAACGUUCUUGGAUGAGGAUCCUAAAGUUCUCUGGUCCAGAGGUCGCUACCAGAAAGUUCCAUGGAUGACGGGGUACCUCCCGGCUGAGGGAAUGGCACUGAUGCAGGCAAUUUAUACGAAUUCAACUCUUCUUCAGCAGUUGCUUGCAAAUCAGCAACAUCUUGUACCUCUAUUGACGGGAAUUCCACAAACGGUUGUGUCCGAUAGAUACUUCGGAGGGACACCAAUAAGUUCUGCAAAUGCAAUUGGAUUGACCCGGGUGGGUAUCGAAAUACCUUGAACAUUCAGAUUGAAUGAAUUUGUAUUUUUUACAGGUCAUUACCGAAGUGGGUUUUACUUUUCCCAUGAUGAUGGGUAUCCAUCAGCACUUGAAGAAAGUCCCACAAUCCGAAGCUCCCGUAAGUUUGUACUACUUCAACUUCAAAGGUCGCUACUCUUGCUCAGUAGUAGCGCCGUUGCUAACCAAUGCGUACAACAGUGAGGCUUGCCAUGCCGAAGAAUUGAUGUACCUGUUCCGUCAAUACCCGGAUUUUCCCAGUGAUUCACCCGAAGCAGCCAUGUCACGACUGCUGGUCAACGAAUUUGUCAAUUUUGCCUACAAAGGAAGGAUGACCGUUCCUGGAAGAAAGUGCAAACAUCCAGGACAGCAAAUCGAACUGGUCGAGUUUACCAACUCUGAUGGUCCCUCUGGAAUAAGUGUCGUGCACCGUGAACCAACGGACGAAGCAAUGAUUGCCCUAUGGGAAAUUCAUUGGUGGAACCAGUUGCUGCGUGAGGGAACUCAAGUUUCAGUUUAAUAAAAAUGACUUUAUUUCGAACAAAGCCACGGUGAAACCUCUGUCGACAACAUCCUAGCCGCAUUGUGGUCGAUGCACGUUCAGCAAACAAGUCACUUUGAGUUACCGCUCAUUGUGAACGCCCUUCCAUAAACGAGUUUACACGGGACGUUUAGCAUUACGUAAGGAUGCACAAUGCAAUCGUUUUUUUAAUAACACGUACCUACUCAAUCUCAUAUCCGAGAUAAGCUCGCAAAC